Molecule: messenger RNA, 1148 nt
Organism: Juglans regia (Persian walnut)
Lineage: Eukaryota; Viridiplantae; Streptophyta; Magnoliopsida; Fagales; Juglandaceae
Product: sm-like protein LSM1B
Exons: 5
Coding region: 450-836 (128 amino acids)
Biological process (GO): deadenylation-dependent decapping of nuclear-transcribed mRNA
Cellular component (GO): Lsm1-7-Pat1 complex; P-body
Molecular function (GO): RNA cap binding
Source: RefSeq, a predicted model, not a curated record
AGAUUAAUCAGCGAACCAAACUCAACCCAAACAAUUAACAAAUAAAAGAGGGAGGAGAAGAAAUCCCGCGGUGUCCCUUUCUCGAUUUCCCUUCGAUUUUCAGUCAAUUCCUUCUGAAUCUCUUCCGGCGGGAUUGGAUCUGAGUUCAUCUGCAGCCCCAACCUAGACUGGCCAUCAAUCUGGGCGAGAAAUAUCAAUCAUCCACCCACUUCUUUGGUCUCUAACUUUCUAGGGUUUUUGGAUCUGAAAGUUUUAGGGUUUUGUUCCUUUUUGGAGAUCUUUUGGGUCGGGGUUUAUUUUGUUGUUGUUUUUGGAGGAUUUCUGAAAGGGUUUGGUGAGGUGGCAUAUCGAAGGGAAGUCUGAGCUGCCAAUGCCAUUAUUGGUUUGGUUUGUAGAGAAGUUUUCGGUGGUUUUUGAGAUACCGAAAAAAGCUUCAUUUUUAACUAUCGAUGUCUUGGGCAGGCCCUGAAGAUAUCUACCUCUCUACCUCUCUUGCCAGUUAUCUUGACAAGAAACUUCUUGUACUGCUGCGAGAUGGUCGAAAGCUCUUGGGAAUACUUCGUUCUUUUGAUCAAUUUGCCAAUGCUGUCCUUGAGGAAGCAUGUGAGAGAGUUAUUGUUGGUGAGCUUUAUUGUGAUAUUCCUUUGGGCCUAUAUAUAAUCCGUGGAGAGAAUGUUGUUUUAAUUGGUGAGCUGGACUUAGAGAGAGAGGAACUUCCCCCACAUAUGACUCGUGUUUCUGAAGCAGAAAUUAAAAGGGCACAGAAAGCAGAAAGGGAAGCUACAGAUCUUAAAGGUUCCAUGAGGAAAAGAAUGGAAUUCCUUGACCUGGAUUGAUGAGGUUGGCUACUUCGUGGAAAACUUCACAUGUCUGUCCGCAAAUAUUAUAGCGGCUUCUCUCUCAGCACAUUUAGUUUCUCUAUCCCCGUUUUGGCUGUUGGAUAAUGAUAGAUGAUGUUAGAGGGCGUAAUCUUUGGGAAUUAGGAUUCUAAAAGGUCCAACGUUUUUCAAAUUCCUCGUGUGUAAUAUUUGUUCGAAUGAAGGUGAGUAGUAUUUCUCUUCUUUGAUUUAGAAGAUAGAUGAUGUUAGUAAUUCGUAAGCCCAUCACUUUUUGGGGUUUUCACCAAAUACAGCCAAAGAUUGGGAAAA